UAUUUAUUGCUUUGUUUUCUUCAUUUUACUCCGGCAUUACCUUUGAAUGGGAGUUCAAAACUUCAGUUUCUGGAGAAGAAACGCAUUGUUCAAGUUUUGAAUUUCUUCCUGUCCAACUAUGGCUUCUUCUUCUUCUUUCUUCAAUGAUUCUGAAAAAAAAUACGAUGUGUUCAUCAGUUUCAGCGGCAAGGACGUUAGACGAGGUUUUCUGAGUCAUCUAGUAAAGGAACUACGUCGGGAGAAAAUUAUGGCUUAUGUAGAUGAAAAAAUGAAAAGCGGAGAACAAAUAUCAUCCUCGCUUCGGCGAGCAAUUCAAAACCCGCAAAUCUCAAUCGUCAUAUUCUCAAAAAACUACGCCUCUUCAAGCUGGUGUUUGGAUGAGCUGGAAGAAAUCAUGAAAAUGAAGGAACAAAUUGUUUUAGCCGUUUUUUAUUACUUUGAUCCCUCAAAUGUACAGCUCCAGCAAGGCGCUUACAAGAGGGCAUUCGCUAAACAUGAAUUGAAGUUCCAAGGAAACGGCUUGAAGGUUCAAAAUUGGAGAUCAGCCUUGAAGAAUGCUGCUGAGCGAUCUGGCUAUAAUACGUCCCAUUAUCGGCUACCUAAUUUAGACCUUGAAAUACAUUUCUUCUUGUUUCGUGGAGCCAGAGCAUGUUUUGCAUCAGAAUAUUUAGCUGGUAAUUUCCUAAUAUGAAUUGCAACAGUUUCAUUCUAGAUCCUAAAAG
Messenger RNA from Neltuma alba, 722 nucleotides. Its product is annotated as toll/interleukin-1 receptor-like protein. Bases 119 to 691 code for a protein of 190 amino acids. The transcript has 2 exons. The record is from RefSeq and is a predicted model, not a curated record. Gene Ontology annotation, biological process: signal transduction. Lineage: Eukaryota; Viridiplantae; Streptophyta; Magnoliopsida; Fabales; Fabaceae.